UAAGUUUCACUUGCAAAUUUCAAUCGGUAAAGCAAAUUGAGCUCUGGCUUUUAAGUUGUUUCUUUAUAAUUUUCAACUUUCGAAGAUCGGGAUUGAAAGAUCAACGAAGAGAAAAGCAAGAGCAAGAUCCAUUAAAAUCGAAUAGAGAAAAACAAGAAUGGAAGCGGAGAAAGAGAGCGUGUUGGUUCGGCGAUGCAUAGAAGCAGCUUGCCGAAACAGAGAGAGCGUGGAGAAAUGGCGGAGACAAAGAAGAACCCUGGAGCGAUUGCCUUCUCAUCUUUCUCAAUCUCUCCUCCAAAACCUCCUCCAUCGCCGUCUCCUCUUCCCUUCCUUACUCGAAGUAUUCAAAUAUAGUGUGGAGGAGAUAGAUCUUAGAGGAGAGAAUUGUGUAGAUGCAGAAUGGAUGGCUUAUAUAGGCGCGUUUCGUUAUCUACGAUCCCUCAAUCUCGCUGAUUGUCAUAGAAUUAAUGAUUCUGCUAUUUGGUCCAUAGUAGGGAUGACUAGUCUGAAGGAGGUGGACCUUUCACGAUGCAUGAAGGUUAGUGAUGCUGGCGUUAGGCAUCUUGUAUCCAUUUCAAAUUUGGAAAAGUUAUGGGUUUCAGAAACUGGCAUUACUGCGAAUGGUGUUGCGCUGCUCUCUUCACUUAAGAAUUUGUCUGUACUAGACUUGGGUGGUUUGCCUGUCACUGAUACUACUUUGAAUUCUCUCCAGGUAUUGACAAAGCUACAAUACCUUGAUCUUUGGGGGAGUAAAAUAUCUAACAAAGGGGCUUUGGUUCUUCAAAGGUUCCCCAAGCUGAGUUUCCUCAAUCUAGCUUGGACCAAGGUUACAAGCUUUCCAAAUCUGUCAUCUCUUGAAUGUUUAAACAUGAGUAAUUGUACCAUUAAUUCUAUCCUUCAAGGCAAUGGUAAUAAAGUUGCUUUAGUGAAGCUUAUUUUUGCUGGAGCUACUUUCAUGAAUGAGGCAGAGGCCUUUUUAUAUAUCGAAACAAGUUUCUUAACCUUUUUGGAUGUAUCCUACUCUUCCCUUAACCAGUUCUGCUUUUUAGCUGAUAUGAAAAUGCUCGAACAUUUGGAUCUCAACUCUAGCAUCAUUGGGGAUGAUUCAGUUGAACUGAUUGUACGAAUCGGAGCAAGUCUGAAAAGUCUAAAUCUAAGCAGCACAAAAGUCAGCUCUGCUGGGAUAGGGAUUUUAGCUGGACAUGUUCCCAAACUCGAAAUUUUAUGUUUAUCGCACACAUCAAUAGAUGAUGUUGCCUUAUCUUAUAUCAGCUUGAUGCCUUCACUUAAAGUUAUUGACCUAAGCGACACAAAAGUUAAAGGUUUUAUUCACCGGCCAGGCACUGAGUCACAUAUGGAUGGCACACUAACAGCACUUCAAAAUCUUAGUUAUUUGGAGAGCUUAAACUUGGAGAAUACACAAGUUAGGGAUCAAGAUUUGUACCCUUUAUCAAGUUGCAAAGAACUGAGCCAUUUAUCUCUCAAAUGUGCUUCCCUUACUGAUGCUACCUUGCAUCACCUUUCAUCUCUCCCAAAGCUGACAAACCUUCAUGUCUGCGAAGCUGUGUUAACAAAUAGCGGCCUGGACACCUUUAGCCCAUCAACAACACUGAGAGUACUGGACCUGAUGGGUUGUUGGCUCUUAACUGAAGAUGCUAUCUCAUUGUUCUUAAGGAAACAUCCUCAAGUUGAAAUACGGCACGAAGUUGUUCGCAACCUUCCAACACAGCAGCAAAAUAUUUCUAAUCGCCCAUCCCCAUCACAACAAUCUUGGAAGACUUAUCAAGGGAAAAAAAAGCAGGGAAAAGUGGCGAUCCCUCAGUUUUUUGUAGAUCAAAGAUUGAAAUAUAGCAGAGAGGAGCUACUUGCACUACAGUCUUUACCUUUAUCUCUUAAAUCUCCCCAUAAUACAGGUAGUGUAGCAUCCAAUCUACAAUCAGAUCAAAUGGAUUAAUUCCUGUAUCCUUGUCUCUGCAAUUGUAUGGUUAAGUGUUCUUUUUUCCUCUUCCGUUUUAGUAACUUCAAUUUUGAUUAAACCAUUUUAAUCAAGAAGAAAUUGAGGCAUUUGGCUGAUUAAAGCCAGAAUCAAACGAAAAAGACUUGCAAUUGUGUUGCCAUCUUGACUUCUUUGAUUAGACGUUUUUUUUUCGCUUCUCAAUCACAACCCACCCUUUUGUCCUUCUCUCCUGUCCGAUUUUUAAGAGAAUGCCAGGUUAGGAGUUUCAAAUAUGUAGAUCUUAAAAAUUGCGCGCGGAAGGAUUGCAAAAAAAGCAGUCUCAUUAAAGCGUAAAUUAAGCAAAAAAAUAAUGAGAGAAAAUGUAAUAAUCUCACUUAAAUGGG
Durio zibethinus is the source of this 2340-nucleotide messenger RNA. RefSeq lists its product as uncharacterized. Gene Ontology annotation, molecular function: protein binding. The record is from RefSeq and is a predicted model, not a curated record. NCBI's taxonomy places the organism in Eukaryota, Viridiplantae, Streptophyta, Magnoliopsida, Malvales, Malvaceae.